AGGGCUUCCUCUCACUACCGUAUUUGGAAAGGCCAAGCGGAUGCUUCACAUUUAUACAUCCGGUGAAAUAUAUGUGUCAUUGUUCUAUCUGUGGUACAACUCCCAUAGUUCACUGUUGAACACAAUUUUGUCAGAUGGCAUACGGGUGAAAUAUAGUUGUGGGUGGGCUAGACAGCACAAAAAAAUGCUUAGAACACGACGAUACAGCCACAAACUUCCAAAUAUGAAUAGGUUGAGGUACACAGAUUUUAGACGAGAAGAUCGUGUCCCAUCCGGUUUCUCACAGCCGGGAGAACAUUGUUGAUCAUUCGGAACAUUAGCUACUCACUCACUCCCUGUGGUGUUGCUGCACCGUCUCGAUCAAGAAAAUCGCAUCACAUUGGAUUCUCUUGGAAUUCCUCGCUGCAUGUGCGCUAGCUGGCAGGAGUGUACCAGAAGCCUAGCCCCGUGUAUAUGUGUACUACCUUGCCGACUAACGUUACACACUCACACCAGACCGACAGACUGUGGCGGAGAGACUGCGAGCGGACGAUAGACCACAAGUUAGGACUGAGCAAGGACACGAAGUUGGGUACAUUUGUAUUGUAUCAAUCAUGUCUAUGCAUUGUUCUGUAUUGUAAUCGUUGCUAGCUAAUACGUCCAAAGGAAAGAUGUAACUAGAUACGUUGCAUUCAGACAUGCUAACGUAGUUGGUAUAGCUAGCUAGUGGUCUGUGACAAUCAAGUAGCCAACGUUAGUUAGUUAAUUUCAAAAUCCAGAAAUUGGAGUAGCUAGCAGUUAUGCUAAAACUGCAGCUAGCUACUGAACUAUAAUCCUAGUAGGAGGGACACAGAAACGGCUAGAUUCUAACAGAAUAGAAAGCGUAUUGCACCCCCAGAACAGUAUUGCACCCCUACAACACGGAAGGAGUUGCAAUAGAUAUGUAGUAACGAACCAUAUAAUAAUGCAGAUUUUUUUUUGGGGGGGGGGUGCAUCCCAGGUUUCCUAUCCAUUCUACUACACUGAUGUGGGUGUAGUAGUCUGAGUGACUGACAAGACCAUUGAAAAGAAACAAGAUGAGUAGUACCAAGAGGAAAGCAGAAGGGCAAUCUAGGACCAGGAAGUCUGGAAGCUCCAGAACAGACUCGGAGAGAGACUCUGGCUUCUCAGAUGCCAGCACCAUAGACCUGACAGAUUCUGAGGACUCAUCUCGCACCGUGUCCAAGAGAGAGGCCCAGCGCCCUGCAUCCGGGUCCGGGUCUCAUCCCUCACAGCUAGCUGUGUUGGGGGGUCCUACUCCAACAUGUCCCCCAUGAUCAUGAAAAAUGUCUGCCUAAAACAGCCUGGGAACAACCCUCCCUCUCAGAAGCCAUGGGUGUUUAGCCCAGCUGUGGAGAUGGUCCAGCAGCCUCAGGUGGUCUUCGUCCAGCCCGUUGUCUCCCCUGUGGUCUCCCACUGCACCACAUCCAACCCUAAGGAGGCCACUUCCAAACACUGGCGCUCCAAGAAGAAUCUUCCUAUCCUCAGGUCCUACCCGAAGAUCGCCCCUCACCCUGGAGACAGUUCGAGUUCCUCCGGGGGAGUAAGCUCUUGUUAUUUCCCCGCUUCAUCCCCCUCUGCCUCUAGCCACCGGGAACACCAUCACAACCACAGAAACAAACAGCAGAGGCACCAGUCUAGAAGUUCUAGCUGUGGUUCUUCUGGUUCCAGAACCCCCAGUCUCCCUCCUCCCUCUAGCUCCCUGUCCCCCUCUCCCCAGCAUAAGCUCACCCCCUCCCUCACAGACUCCAGUGCUUGCAGCAGCCCUGCAAGAUCCUCUCUCGCCGUCAGUAGAUCAGAGUUCUCCCCAGCCCCAGCCCCGUCCCCUGCCUUAACCAUAACACCUUCAGACACCCUCACCUCUGAGGUCCCUGAGAAAACCAAGACCCUCUCCCUCCCACAACCCACCGUCGCCACAACCAAUGACAACAGCUGCCACGAUGACAGCAACCACGACGACAAUGGCGAUGACCAUGACAUAAAGCGCAAGCGUUUCUGCAACACGUACAACAUCCUGUCCAAGUCUGGCCUGCUGGAGAUCACCCUGAGUACCAAGGACCUGAUUCGUCAGAACCGCAGGACCCAGGUAGACCUGGACCGGCUCAAGGAGCACACCAACCUCUUCCUGCAGGCCCUGCAGACCAGAGAUACCAGCAUCUGGAGCAAGCUUGCAGACCAGCCUCCAGGAAGAACAGGAAGAGAAGGACAGUGGGCAGCAGAGCAGCUUAAAGGCAGAUACAGAUUAGAUCUGAACUAAGUAAAAGCAGGGUUUCAUCUGUUAGACUGGGCAGAGACACCAAUAUUCAAGCAUUGUCUCUGGUUUUCAAGCCAAUUUAAACAGGAAGGAGACUGGACCAUUCAGGAACAUUCAACACAAGCCAUUCUGGGGGGCAGUGCUAGCUGUGUGCAACUAGAGAUUCUGGGUUCGAGUCCAGGCUCUGUCCCAGCCGGCCAUGACCGGGAGACCCAUGGGGCGGCGCACAAUUGGCCCAGCAUCGUCCGGGUUAGGGGAUGGUUUGGCUGGCAGGGGUUUCCUUGUCCCAUCUGGCACUAGCGACUCCUGCGCCAGGCCCGCACGCUGACACGGUAGCCAGUUGUAUGGGGUUUCCUCUGACACAUUGGUGCAACUGGCUUCCGGGUUAAGUGGGCAUUGUGUCAAGAAGCAGUGUGGCUUGGUUGGGUUGUGUUUCGGAGGACGCACAGCUCUCGACCUUCGCCUCUCCCGACUCCGUACGGGAGUUGCAGCGAUGAGACAAGACUGUAACUACCAAUUGAAUACCACAAAAUUGGGGAGAAAAAGAGAUUAGGAAGAAGACAUUCUUCGACAUUAACAUUUGUUUAAUUGUCCAGCGGAAAAAAUAAAACUCCCAAGCGUAGGUUUUCAGAAGACUGCGGCGGGUUUCCCUCUAACUUUUUACCUGAGCUUUGCUCCUUUAAUAUUUAUUUUGAUCCUGACAAACUCCCUAGUCCCUGUCGGUGACAAGCAUACCCAUAACAUGAUGCUGCCAAAAAGUGUAUUUUUAUAUUUAUUUGGUGUGUUGUCUUGCAGUCUUGUUCAACGUCCUUGUUGCAAACAGAAUGGAUGAUUUGAAGUGGAUUUUUAACACAGGCUUCCUUCUUUUCAAUUUGUCAUACAGGCCAGUAAUGUGGAGUGAAUGCAAAUGUUGUUGAUCUUCUGUAUUUUCAAGUAUUGUGGUGGCAGCAUCAUGUUAUGGAUGUGCUUGUCAUGCUGGCUAUCUCUGAGAUAAGCCAUAUGGGGCUGUUUUACUGAAAGCUGUAAGUGUCCACCAACUGAUACUUUAACCAGUUAUAGUUAUGACUUGAAAUUGGGCAUGCUGAGUAAAAUAGGCCUAUUUUGAGGAAAGCUUGCGUGGUAUGGCUAGUGAGAGUGCUAGAAUGGGUACCUGAACUGAACCCAACAAACAAACAACAAUUAAAAAAAAAAAAAUGUAUGGUCUAAAUUUAAAAUGAAGAUCUUUAUUGAUAUGCUUUACAAGAGCCAGUAGGUUUCCACUGUAAAAUGUCUAAGAAGAAUGGAAAGCAGGCAACACAGAAUACUUUUUUCCUCUUUGUGAAUUCAUGAACCUCUGGACAAGGAAAGACGGUGCUUUACCUAAAGACUCCUUCAGGACUCCAGUGAGGAUUCUGUUCAUCAAAGCAUUUUUUUUAAACAACAAAGACUGACAUAUGAUCAUUUUCAGGGCCUUAUCAAAAAGCAGAACUUUAUUUAAAACCUUGUAUUGUAUUUGCAUGGGAAGUUACUCCCAAGUAAGACUAAGUUGGCACAAUUUAUCAUGAGGUUUAAGUUAUUUUUAAACCUGCGAUUGUGUUUUUGUAAUAGACCAAGCAUCAUAUCUCCCUGUCCUAUGUUACUUUCAUGGCCUUAUUUAGACAAUUGAUUAUGUGGUGUUCAAUUAUUUUAUUUUAUUUUUCAAAUAAGGAGUUCUCCAUAAGAAGACAGACUGUCAGACGUACAGUAGCCCUUAGUGAUAUAUCUUGUUAUUUUGUCCUGCAAAGCAUCGGAGUGCCUCGAAGUUGUUACAAAUUCAAAGAAGGUGAUAUCAUUUGUGCUUUACUGCCUAAAAUGCAAAUAACAGUACAUGUUAUCUUCAGUGUAAGUAGUAAUAGGCCUCGGGGAAGCCAUUUUAAAACUUGAGCUUCCUGAAUUUCUCAUCUAUAAGAACUGCAUAACACCUGUAUGUGCUUGUUACCACAGUUCAAAUAGGUUAAAAAAAAACUGUAAAAGUUUGUCUUAUAUUUAAAUGUUUGCAGCUGUUUUUCUAUCAUUGUUAACCUGGCUCCUCAUCGCAAGGACAUAAAUGAAAUGUAAUUAUAUUAAUAUUAUAAGCUCAAUGUUUCAAUAGCACAGCAGUAGUAGCUUGUGAUUGAUAACAAAAUGAGAAAAUAAUGCUUAACAGAUUCUGUACCAAUAUUUUUUUAAUUUAAAAUAUAAACAAUGUAAAAGCUGCAGAAAAAUAAAUUGAUGAUGAUGUUGACUUCCUAAAACACAUUUUUCUUUUUUGCAGCUAUGCAAAUCAGGAUCCUUUAAUUGAAUGAUGGUUAGUAAAUGCAGUAUCUGUGUUUGUGUUGCUCAAGUGAACUUUUUUUUGUUCAGUUUUUUAGAAGAUACAUUGCUUGCUUAAUAAACGCUAUUUCCAAGAA
Oncorhynchus kisutch (coho salmon) is the source of this 4680-nucleotide messenger RNA. Its product is annotated as CLOCK-interacting pacemaker-like. Lineage: Eukaryota; Metazoa; Chordata; Actinopteri; Salmoniformes; Salmonidae. Gene Ontology annotation, biological process: negative regulation of DNA-templated transcription; negative regulation of circadian rhythm. The transcript is spliced from 3 exons. Gene Ontology annotation, cellular component: nucleus. The coding region runs from base 1283 to 2275 and encodes 330 amino acids. The record is from RefSeq and is a predicted model, not a curated record.